CGCACUCGCUUUAAAUCUUGUUUUUUGUUGCUCACUGUUCAUCCAAUUAAGUUCAUUCUACGUGAAAGUCAACUGUGACCAUUGAUCGUUAAAUUGAUACCAUGAUAAUUAACAAAUAAAAAAUUAUUAGUUUAAAAUUUCCACCUUCAUUAGCCGUUUGGGAAAGUGCCAAGUGCAAACAAAUAAUCCCCAAGUCAAUUUGACAUUAACAAAGAAAAAUAAUUUGGAUGAUAAAUGUGACAUUUUAACAAAAUGAGUGACUAAACGUCUAAUUUAGCCAUUUUCCGGCACAGUAAAUUCGGGAGCGACCGGAUAAGGCUGGCACCGCCACCACCAAAGCUUACAGUUACAGCGACAGCUGAUGUGAAGCUUGCAGCCAGCCAGGCAGCCACGCCAUCCCCUAGACGAAGAACAACAAGAAAGAAUCAGAAUCUCUCAAAUUUCACAACCCAAUUUCUCAAUUCCCCUUUCCGGCUUUCCCCCUUCUCUGUCUUCUUCCACGCCUUUCCCCGUCCGUGAUUCGGCGAUUCCCCCCGGAAAUUCCGAUUACAGCAAAGCCAGAACUCCCCCCGGCCAGCUGGGACUGCAAAGCAGCAGCAUAUGAAGAUGACGACGACGACUAGCCGAAACCUCUAACGCCUAAACGAAGCAGCGCCAUGAGUUCCAGCUCCCCGGAUUCUUCACUUUCCGCUCCUCUCCACUGGAACUUCUCGCAGGUCUUCGGCGAGAAAGCUCCCGGCGAAGACGUCCAGAACAGUGACCUAAUAUCUGCUAUCGAAUUCGACAAGAGCGGCCGUCACCUCGCCGUUGGAGAUCGCGGCGGCCGUGUGAUAAUCUUCGAGAGCAAGGAGGCGGAGGAGACGAAUGAGCAACGUUCUCGAAUCGAAUUGGAGGCGGUAGAUUUUAGUUCCAAGGCACAUCGCCGGCCUAUUUAUCAGUACAAGGCUGAAUUUCAGAGUCAUGAACCGGAGUUUGACUACUUGAAAAGCUUGGAGAUUGAAGAGAAGAUCAAUAGAGUAAGGUGGUGUAUGACGCAUGGUGGAUCGAUGUUUCUGCUUUCUGCAAAUGAUAAGACGGUUAAACUUUGGAAGCUCAAGGAACAUAAGGUGAAGCAAGUAAAAGAAACGGACCAUAGUUCAGCUGUGCAUUCAGAGAAUGGUCUUUUGGCUGAAGCGAGUUACAUAAGCUUGCAAGGAAAACCAACUGUUCCUAACGGCCAUGAUAUGGAAUGGACAACAAAUGCAGUUAAGAACAUUUCCCCAGUUCAAGAAGCGCAAGCCAAGAUUUCUUCGCUCGAAGAUUCUGUCCGUGCAAGUUGCCGAAAGGUUUAUGCUCAUGCACAUGAUUUCAAUAUCAAUUCAGUUUCAAACAAUAGUGAUGGUGAGACCUUUAUUUCUGCAGAUGACCUUAGAAUAAACUUAUGGAACCUUGAUGUCAAAGAUCAGUGUUUCAAUAUCAUUGACAUAAAGCCGUCAAACAUGGAAGAUCUUACUGAGGUUAUAACAUCAGCAGAGUUCCAUCCAAGUCAUUGUAAUCUGCUGGCAUACAGUAGCUCGAGAGGUUUUAUUCAUCUAAUUGACAUGCGGCAAUCAGCAUUAUGUGAUAAAAGCGCAACAAUAUUACAGGAAACUGAGCAUCAACCAGGGUCUAAGUCAUUCUUUACAGAGAUUAUAGCCUCUAUUUCAGAUAUCAAGUUUGUAAAUGAUGGACAGUGCAUCUUAAGUCGUGAUUUUAUGAACUUAAAGCUAUGGGACAUUCGAAAGGACUCUAUGCCAGUGAAGGUAUUCAAGGUUCAUGAGCACCUACGCCCUAAGUUGUGUGAGUUGUACAAUAAUGAUUCAAUAUUUGAUAAAUUUGAAUGCUGCGUCAAUGGAAGUGGUUCACAUUUUGCAACUGGAUCUUACAGCAACCUUUUACAUGUAUUCUCGAACGGUGAUUCGACUGAAGAGCACAUGACAGUAGAGGCUGGCAAAAACCCAAGCAGGAAGCCAGCCGUCCAUUCUGCAUCAAGGCCUCGAAGGUCAUCCUUGAGCAACCUAACGCGUGGAUUUUACCGGCAAGGGAAUUCCAAUUCGGGUGCAAGCAGUCAUGAAUUUGCAUGUGAUCUGAGCUCCAAGUUGCUUCAUCUGGCAUGGAACCCUACCAGUAACUUGAUUGCCUGUUCCGCUGGAAGUAGCUUGUUCAUGUAUUAUGCUUAACCAGGUUACCACCACAUUACUGCUGAUUGAUUAAAUAAAGGAAAUUCCACUGAAAAGUAUAAGCAAAAGAGAAAGGAAUUUUCAGUUUGUCCGUAAGAACGAAUGGUUUUGAGAUGAAUUGAUACAAAGGUAUCAUUUGGUUCACAUAGUAGUUAUUCUAUUUUUCCCUAGAUUUGUAGUUCAAAGGUACUAAAAUGGUAGCAGUAAGCAGACUGACAUCAUAGUUGAUCAGCAAAACUUCAGCGAGCGCUACAAUGUUCUUCCUUAUUUUAUUUGUAUGGAAUGGUUGAGAUUUCGUUCCUGAAAUGAGAUAUAGAUAUGAGCGACACCUUUAGCCAAUUAGGCAGAGGAGAAAACCUUUGAGUCACUAAAAGCUAGUAGGGAUGUAAGUUAGGUUUUGGGUUUGCAGUUUUAAUUGAAAUCGAAGCGAUUACAUGCCCUUAAUGUUUUCACUAGCACCGGGCCCGCCUCGUUGGGCGGGUAAGCUACUCACAAUCGUAUUAUUUGAUAAAAAUUGAAAUAUAAAUCCAAUUGAUAAUAGUUCAUUGUUUUGAUAACUUUGGUAAUAAAAUCGUGUUUGUACCAAAGUUUAGCCAAAAAAAUGUGUUAUUAAUACCUAAGAAAAUUUUAUCUAAAAAUUGUUGAAAGGAAGUGUUUAUGGGAGAAGCUGAAAUUAAACUAUCCAUGCGGAUAGAGCAACUUAAUGUUUAUUAUGAAGAUGAAUUAAAAGAAUUGAUUUGUAAUUUUACAAAUAAUAAUAAUAAUAUUAAAUGAGAUGAACGUAAAAAAAUGUGUUGAAAAAAUGUUAUAUGAGAUGAACGUAAAAAAAAGUAAUUGGAAAUAAAUAAUUGACCAUCAAUUCAACAGUCUGAUUGAUUUCCAGCCAACAAAAGAAUGAGCGAAUACUGGGCCACCAAAUUGAAUGGCAGGGAAGUGGAACCAAAGCCAAAACUUGUAUCCGUCCUUCACCAACAAUCGAUCGACUUCCUUCUGGUUUCUAAUACUAUCUCAGAUUCUCAAUAGUUCCACUUCAUUUUCCCCGGGUUCUCCAGGGAUUACUUCUAAACCUAUCUCUUCAUCCUCACCAAUCUGAGAAUCCCUAGCACCAUGCCCGGCCUGUUGGCUGGGGAGUUUGAUUAUUAUGUAUGUUGUAUGUGUUGUAACAACUUAUAAUGUGUAAAUAGUGAAGAUUAUUAUGCAUUUUUUAUGUGUUGUUACUACUUAUAAUGCGUGUAAAUAGCAAAGAUAUAGAACUGAUAGCGAUAUACAUGUUUACAAAUAAAGCGUUUAUAAUUGAUCUGUGAUAUAGUCCAACAUAUCAAUGAAAAUGUUUUCCAAUAUGUAUCAUAUUUGUUGAUCACGACAUAGAUUAUAGAUAUGAAAUUGCAUGAUUUGAAAGGGCACGUUGCGGAUUGAUAGCCAAAAACGAAUUACCUAAAAUGACAGGUAAAUUGCCCAAAUUACCCUUCCGUGAAACCCUCACAUGCCCGGAAAUUCAAAUUCAUGGAAAUCCAACCCAUGUUUUGCCUUUAUAUAUUAUGUAGAAAUACAAAUAACUUAAGAUAAAAUAUAAAUAUAGAAGCAUCAUCACCAAACAUAUUUUUAGAGUUUAAUCAAAGAAACAACAAUAAAUAAAAUGUAGCCUAGUUGUUUCGUCAUUUAAGUGACCAAGGUUCGAACUCCAAUGAUAACAUUUUUUAUAUAUAAAUAUGAAUUGGGUGCAAUGACAAAAAUGAUCUUUCUAAAAUCAAUCUUAGGCCACGAAAUUUGAAAUGGGAGAAAACCUUUGAGUCACUAAAAGCUAGUAGGGGUGUUGGUUAGGUUUUGGGUUUGCAGUUUUAAUUGAAAUCGAAUCGAUUACAUGCCCUUAAUGUUUUCAUGAGCGGUUAGAAAUUCAUAAUGCGAUAAACGGUUUCGGUUUCA
Messenger RNA from Linum trigynum, 4121 nucleotides. The record is from the annotation of a GenBank genome assembly. NCBI's taxonomy places the organism in Eukaryota, Viridiplantae, Streptophyta, Magnoliopsida, Malpighiales, Linaceae.